This is a messenger RNA of Striga hermonthica, 186 nucleotides long. NCBI's taxonomy places the organism in Eukaryota, Viridiplantae, Streptophyta, Magnoliopsida, Lamiales, Orobanchaceae. The record is from the annotation of a GenBank genome assembly.
AAUGCAUUAUUGGAAUAUAAGAAGGUAACGAAUGUGAAGCAACAAGUGGUGUCAGGGACCAUGUACUACAUUACGCUGGAGGCUGCUGAUGGUGGUCAGAACAAGGUAUAUGAGGCCAAGGUGUGGGUCAAGCCAUGGAUGCAGUUUAAGGAAGUUCAGGAAUUUAAGCAUGUCGGUUACACCUGA